UGUGAGAUUCAGUUUGACAAUAAAGUUUUAGAAGUAGACUUUGACCUAUAGAUUAUUAGAAUUUCUAUAAUAACUAAGUAAUAAGAAAUUGCGUAAUGGCUUAGAUAUUAAAAUAUACACCUUACUCCAUUUCCUAAUGCGAUAAUUCCAUUACUUUAAUCAUGUAUAAUCCCGCUGUAACAGUAAGAAGGAUCGAUGUUUUGAUUCGUAUUUUGGGCAAUCGUAAACAAAUAUUAGCUGCUAACCCAGUGAGAAGUUAUGCUAGUGAGGAUAAAGUGACCAUAGGAGAUAUCAGUAAAGAGAUUAAGGAUCCUAAAAAGGUUGAAUAUGUGCCUCGAAAAUACUUAACAAUUGAAGAUGCUGAAAUAAAGUCACUGUCACAAAGCACCCUGAGGAACUUAAGAUGGAUGAUGCAAAAAGAUUUGCUCGGCCAGGACAUGUUCCUGCUAGGAAGGCCUGGACCAAGCAGGAGAAAAGUCGCCCUGCAGUAUUUAGAGUUGACACAGAGGGAGUUGGAAUACGUGGCUCUCUCGCGAGAUACGACGGAAGCUGACCUCAAACAGAGAAGGGAGAUUCAGAGCUCCACUGCCAAAUAUUUUGAUCAGAGUGCAGUACGCGCCGCAGUAGAAGGCCGAGUGCUGGUUCUUGAAGGUAUAGAGAAGGCAGAACGUAAUGUGCUGCCAGUGUUAAAUAAUUUGCUCGAAAACAGGGAGAUGCAUUUGGAAGAUGGAAGGUUUUUGGUUCCGGCUUCCAGAUAUGAUAAACUACUAGAGGAACAUGGUGCUGAAGAAGUUUCAAAAUGGCGGCUGGUUCGCGUCGACGAGAACUUCCGCGUGAUAGCGCUCGGUCUGCCGGUGCCGCGGUACAGCGGGCAGCCGCUCGAUCCGCCGCUUAGAUCUCGCUUCCAGGCCAGAGAUGUCGCUACUAUCGGUUUUGGGGAACACCUAAACGUGUUAAAGGACGAGGCUCCCCAGGUGGACCCCGUGAAGCUGGAGCAGCUGCUCUCCGCCGCGUACGCGCUCAUCAGCCCGGAGCUGCAGCAGGUCAGCCUGCCCGACUUCCCUGUUGACAGCCUGCAGGCUGCCGCUCUCAUACUGGAACGUAACCCAAACAUUCCGAUACACAAAUUAAUAUACCUCCUCUAUCCAUACAAUUCAUUCCUAUCAAAAGAACACGUGAAGAAUGUUGAGGCUGUUCUCCAUAACCUCAAGAUAAACACUUCUACGAAAUGGAACAUAGCUUUCCAAGGCGUAGAGUUCAAAGGAAACCAGGCGUUAGUGAAUAUGGAAAUAGAUGGUGCUAAGUCACAGUUUAGCGUGCCAUGUGGAAGUAGAAAAACUGGGGAAUAUAAUAAGUAUAUGAUCAAGACGGCUUAUCAAAGUGAAUUGCUGAAUGAACUGCUUUUGAGCCACAGUGUUGGAGACUUCUGUAUAAUUGGUCCAAAAGGCUGCGGCAAAAGCCUUUUAGUUGCUCAACUGUCAUCCUUAUUGGGCUACACAAUAGAGCCUAUAGUCCUAUACCAGGACAUGACAGCCAGAGACUUGGUACAGCAGAGAACGACUCUGGACAAUGGAGACACAGUGUGGAGGAAUUCGGCUCUCGUUGAUGCCGCUUUGAAAGGACAUUUAGCGGUAUUAGAUGGACUUCAUCGGAUACAUGCUAGUACUCUUGCUGUGUUGCAUAGGCUUGUCCACGACAGAGAGUUACAGCUUCACGACGGCACGCGACUCUUACGACAGGACCGUUACGAUGAACUGCUCGCGUCUGGUAUCACCGAGGCACAACUCGAACAGAACGGCGUCAAGAAGAUACACCCUGCCUUUAGAAUAGUGGCAUUAGCAGAGCCUCCAGUCCUCGGCCGAGGACAGCAGUGGCUGUCUCCAGAGAUACUCAGCCUUUUUAUAUUCCACGAGAUGAGAAACUUGAGCAAGAGCGAGGAAAUAUUCAUCAUCAAUAGUUUAUACGGAGAUAUAUCCCAACCCCUACAUUCAAUUAUAAAUCUGGCAGAUGAGUUAAGGAGAUCAGAAGACAGUACCCUCAAAAACCUAUCAUCAUCUCUAUCCACUCGUCAGCUCCUCAGGAUAGCCAGCAGGAUGUCCAAAUACCCCACGGACUCCGCUUACGAGACCGUCCAACAGACAUUCUUAGCAAAAUUCCUACCGAACUUAGCAAGACGAGCGCUAGAUGGCGCUAGUCAAAAACUCGGUAUCGACCCACCUCGAAGGUUUGGCAUCUUCGGUAAUAACCCCUCGGAAGCUAAAGUCGAAUGUUCUGUCAAAAAUAAUGUUCUAACAAUAGGAAAUACAAGCACGAAAAUAUUCGAAACGGACGCCUUGACUAAAGUACCAGAUAUCCUGUUCUACGAUGUGCCUCAACACAUGAGAUUGCUGGAAUGGUUGCUGCAAGACUUUUUGCUGGGCAACCAUCUACUGUUAGUCGGCAACCAAGGUGUGGGAAAGAACAAAAUCGCAGACCGGUUGCUGCAACUCUUGAACCGUCCGAGAGAGUACAUUCAAUUACAUCGAGAUACUACGGUGCAAUCCUUAACGGUUCAGCCUACAGUGAAAGAUGGAGUAGUUGUUUAUGAAGACUCUCCCUUAGUGAAAGCAGUUAAGUACGGCCAUGUGUUAGUGGUUGACGAGGCAGAUAAGGCGCCUACACACGUGACGUGUAUCUUGAAGACUUUAGUCGAAAACGGUGAAAUGAUCCUCAGUGAUGGUCGGAGAAUUGUGCCUAAGAAUUUGCUUGACAGUUCUGGUGGCGAAGUUUCCAGCUUCAUUCCGGUACAUGAUGAUUUCAGAAUGAUUGUACUGGCGAAUAGACCUGGAUUCCCAUUUUUAGGAAAUGAUUUCUUUGCAUCAUUAGGCGAUUUGUUUUCGUGUCACGCCGUUGACAAUCCGUCGAUAGAGUCCGAAAUGGAACUUCUCCGGUCGUACGGACCGGACGUGCCUCAUGACGUCAUGAAGAAGCUAGUGCAGGCGUUCGCGAUACUAAGAGAUAAGGCUGAUCAAGGACAGCUGACCUAUCCCUACUCUACUAGAGAGCUCGUCAAUAUUGUUAAACAUUUACAGAAAUACCCCGGCGAAGACUUAGCGACGGCUAUCGGCAACGUGUUUGACUUUGACCGGUACAGCAAGGACAUGGCUGACACACUCCUGGAAGUGCUUCACUCCAGCGGCCUGCCCACAGAGGGCGUGCUUGAAGGACGCUCGAAAGACGCGCUCAAGAAGAUACAGCUCACUGUGGAUAGACAUAGUGGUAAAGAUGUAUCAUCUCCAAAGCAUGGUAAAGAGGACCCUAAGAACGAGCCGCACGUGGGCGGCAACACGUGGGCGGGCGGCACUGGCGGGAGGGACACCGCCGGCCUGGGCGGGAAGGGCGGGCCCUACCGGCUGGAUAAGGGACAUGAUGUGCAUCAGCUUUCAGACGCUGAAAAAGACGACAUACCGGAGCACGUGAAGCAAGCAGCUCGCGAUAUGAAUAGAAAGGCUUUCGAGGAGCGUCUGAAAGAGAUUCAGAUGAGCGAGUACGAUGCCAAGCUGUAUGGGCAGUUCUAUAGGGCCGUGCAACCGCAGAUAGGAGCAUUACGCGGCGUCUUAGCUGAACUGCAAGCGAAGAAGAAGGAAAGACAAUGGAGCCGGCACCAGACUAGCGGCGAACUUGACGACGGAAAAAUUAUAGAAGGUCUGGCGGGCGAGCGCUCCAUCUACCGGCGCCGCGCGGAGCAGGAGCCGCCGCCCGGCGCGCCGCCGGAGCGCGCCAAGCGGCUGCGGCUCGUGCUCGACGUGUCCGGCAGCAUGUACAGGUUCAAUUCCUACGACGGUCGUCUCGAACGCUCAAUGGAGGCGGUAGUCCUGUUGACCGAGGCGAUGAAGGGUUACGAGGCUCGCAUCCGGUAUGACAUGCUGGGGCAUUCUGGAGAGGACCACGCGCUGGAGCUGGUGAGGGUUGACAGACCCCCGGAUAAUGAGAAGCAGAGGUUGCAGAUAAUCCGCACGAUGCACGCCCACGCGCAGUUCUGCUGGUCGGGCGACAACACGCUGCCGGCCGCCAAGCACGCCAUCUCCAGCCUCGCCGCGGAGGACGCCGACGAGGCCAUCGUGCUUAUACUGUCUGAUGCUAAUCUUAGGAGAUACGGCAUCCAGCCGGAAGAGCUAGGCACGAUUUUAACAUCAGACCACCGAGUACAGGCACACGUCAUCUUCAUCGGCAGUCUGGGAGACGAAGCCAAUUCCCUCCUGCGCCGCUUGCCAGCAGGCCACGCUCACGUCUGCAUGGACGUCGCCUCCCUGCCGCAGAUCAUGCAACAGAUAUUCGCCUCCUCGCUACUACAGUCCUCUUCACAAUAACAACAA
Messenger RNA from Trichoplusia ni (cabbage looper), 4355 nucleotides. RefSeq names its product von Willebrand factor A domain-containing protein 8 (gene c12.2). The record is from RefSeq and is a predicted model, not a curated record. NCBI's taxonomy places the organism in Eukaryota, Metazoa, Arthropoda, Insecta, Lepidoptera, Noctuidae. Gene Ontology annotation, cellular component: cytoplasm. Gene Ontology annotation, molecular function: ATP hydrolysis activity; ATP binding. The transcript is spliced from 21 exons. The coding region runs from base 162 to 4349 and encodes 1395 amino acids.